CCCAGAAAGCAGCUGGAGCAUCCACUUUGAGAGUAGUUACACCUUAACGUGUGUUUUCGAACGUGUGUUUUCUCCAUUUUGUAGAGAUGGGGUUGCAUGAUUUUCAGCUAAGUACACAGUCAUUUCGCAAGAGACUAUACUUUAGCCAGGAUGGGGCUAGAGUCUCAUCUAGUAGAUAGGGAGCAGGCCAUUGGAUUCAUCUGACUGUCAGCUUCCCUGUUGUAGAAUGUACAAUCCAGAGCAAAUUCCAGGGCUGCAGAAAUCCAAUAUGUGUCCAUGGUGGUGCUAGUGCAGAGGUGGGGGACCCUUUUUUUUCCUACCCAGGGCCCUUUGGAUAUUUCUAACAUUACUCAUGGGCCUUGCAAAAAUGAUCAGCUUAUAAAGGAACCUACUGUGGAGUAAAUGAAUUUUGAGCCCCACCUGAAGUUGCCUUGGUAGGACCACACGGAAUAACUUUAAUGAGCAUUACAACCCGUGAGCCAAAGCUUCCCUGUCCCUAUGCUAGUGGAUUCUAGCUGUAGAAUUCUUCAAUACUGUGAAACAGGGAUCUUGCUAGCAACCAGUCCCAGUCAUACCCACGUCUACAGAUGCCUCUAGCUUCCCACAACCUCCUCGUAUCCACCCCAGUGCCGAGUGGGGGCUUCAGACCUAUCUAGCUAGACCACAGAACUGAGGAUUCUCUGAUGGCCAUGAGGCACCAGGUCUCAGGUAACGACCCACUGACUGAUUUGUUAACAACUUUUGACCCUGCCAAGUAAAUAUUCUGUCAUGAAACAAUGAACUUCAGCCCAUCUUAAAACUUCUGACCUCACACUUGUAGAUCAUUUUUUAAAUUCCCUUAGCUUAAUCUUUGUCAGCCUCAUAUGGACUGUGUCUAAGACUUUAACCCAACAACACCAAAAUUAGUUUUUUUUAAAUGAUAAUGGUGGAAGGUUCAUGGAGAAAUCUUGACCCAGGUGGUUCUGAUACCUUCUUUGUAGGAUCUUGUUGAAUUCGCAAUCCUAAAGGAGGUAGGUUCUGUUGUCCUCCACUUUUUUUUCUUUUGAGUCAUAGAAACAAAGCAUGCAGAGUUCGAGUAGCUUCCCCAAGGCCAUUCAGCAAAGGUAGCAGUCAGGAGUGGACAUGUUACAGGCCAUACUCCUCUUCGUGUUGCUGCUGCACCAUCCUGGGCAAUUGGCAAAAUGGCCUGCAUUCAUGUCUGCUUCUGUCACUGUUUUCCUUUCAUUGGCAGCUUGGAUUGGAUAUGGAAGAGCUGGAAGAAAUUGAAGAAGAUGCUGGACUUGGCAAUGGUGGUCUUGGGAGGCUGGCUGGUAGAAGAGGCGGAUGAUUGGCUCAGGCACGGAAACCCCUGGGAGAAGGCCCGCCCUGAGUUCAUGCUGCCUGUGCACUUCUAUGGGAAAGUGGAGCACACCCCAACCGGGACCAAGUGGGUCGAUACCCAGGUAGUCCUGGCUCUGCCUUAUGACACCCCCGUGCCUGGUUAUAUGAACAACACCGUCAACACCAUGCGCCUGUGGUCUGCUCGAGCGCCCAAUGACUUUAACCUCAGAGACUUUAAUGUUGGAGACUACAUUCAGGCAGUGCUGGACCGAAACCUAGCAGAAAACAUCUCCCGUGUCCUCUAUCCCAAUGAUAAUUUUUUUGAAGGAAAGGAGCUCCGGUUAAAGCAGGAGUACUUUGUGGUGGCUGCCACCCUGCAGGAUGUCAUCCGGCGUUUUAAAGCCUCCAAGCCUGGCUCCUCCAGCAGUGCGGGAACCAUGUUUGAUGCCUUCCCCGAGCAGGUAGCCAUUCAGUUGAAUGACACUCACCCUGCACUUGCCAUCCCUGAGCUCAUGAGGAUUUUUGUGGAUAUUGAAAAGCUGCCCUGGGCCAAGGCCUGGGACAUUACCCGGAAGACAUUCGCCUACACCAACCACACUGUGCUCCCGGAAGCCCUGGAGCGCUGGCCAGUGGAGUUGGUGGACAAGCUGCUGCCCCGUCACUUGCAGAUCAUUUAUGAGAUCAACCAGAAGCACUUGGAUAGAAUUGUGGCCUUGUUUCCUAAAGAUGUCGACCGCCUGCGAAGGAUGUCUCUAAUUGAAGAGGAAGGAGGCAAAAGAAUCAACAUGGCACAUCUCUGCAUCGUGGGCUCCCAUGCUGUGAACGGGGUGGCUAAAAUCCACUCGGACAUCAUCAAGACCCAAGUUUUCAAGGACUUCAGUGAGCUUGAGCCUGACAAGUUCCAGAAUAAAACCAAUGGGAUCACUCCGAGGCGCUGGCUCUUGCUGUGCAACCCGGGGCUUGCAGAGCUCAUAGCAGAGAAAAUUGGGGAGGACUACGUGAAAGACUUGAGCCAGCUGACGAAGCUGCACAGCUUCCUGGGUGACGACGUGUUCCUCCGAGAAAUUGCCAACGUGAAGCAGGAGAAUAAGAUGAAGUUUUCCCAGUUCUUAGAAAAGGAGUAUAAAGUCAAGAUCAACCCCUCUUCCAUGUUUGAUGUCCAUGUGAAGAGGAUCCACGAGUACAAGCGGCAGCUCCUGAACUGCCUACACGUGAUCACCAUGUACAACCGUAUUAAGAAAGACCCUAAGAAGUUGUUUGUGCCAAGGACGGUAAUAAUUGGUGGCAAAGCUGCUCCAGGAUAUCACAUGGCCAAAAUGAUCAUAAAGCUGAUUACAUCAGUGGCUCAAGUGGUGAACAAUGACCCUGUGGUUGGAAGCAAGUUGAAAGUUGUCUUCUUGGAGAACUACAGAGUGUCGCUUGCAGAAAAAGUCAUUCCAGCCACAGAUCUGUCAGAGCAGAUAUCCACCGCAGGCACCGAAGCCUCAGGAACAGGAAAUAUGAAGUUUAUGCUGAAUGGGGCCUUGACCAUCGGGACCAUGGAUGGAGCCAACGUGGAAAUGGCAGAGGAAGCUGGAGAAGAGAACCUGUUCAUCUUUGGCAUGAGAGUAGAUGAUGUGGCUGCUUUGGACAAAAAAGGGUAUGAGGCAAAAAAAUACUACGAGGCCCUUCCAGAGCUGAAGCUGGUCAUUGACCAAAUUGACAAUGGCUUCUUUUCCCCUAAGCAGCCAGACCUCUUCAAAGACAUCGUGAACAUGCUGUUUUAUCAUGACAGAUUUAAAGUCUUUGCAGAUUAUGAAGCCUACGUCAAGUGUCAAGAGAAAGUCAGUGAGCUGUACCUGAAUCCCAAGGCCUGGAACACCAUGGUACUCAGAAACAUAGCUGCCUCGGGGAAAUUCUCCAGCGACCGAACAAUUAAGGAAUAUGCCAGGGAUAUCUGGAACAUGGAACCUUCAGAUCUCAAGAUUUCCCUAUCUCAUGAAGCUAGCAAUGGUGUGAACAAAGCUGAUGGAAAAUGACUUGUAAAAGGCCUUUGGGAAAAGUAACUUCUUACUGAACUCGAACAUUUUUAUGACAUUUAUUGAUUUUGUUUUCCUUUAUUAGCUAAAUGAUCUGGUUAGGUAUCUCCGGGAAGGGGAAGAACAGAGGAUUAGGGUUAAUAAUAAAGUGUCCAUUUCCAAGGGC
Messenger RNA from Ochotona curzoniae (black-lipped pika), 3504 nucleotides. Its product is annotated as glycogen phosphorylase, liver form. Gene Ontology annotation, biological process: glycogen catabolic process. The coding region runs from base 1182 to 3338 and encodes 718 amino acids. Lineage: Eukaryota; Metazoa; Chordata; Mammalia; Lagomorpha; Ochotonidae. The record is from RefSeq and is a predicted model, not a curated record. Gene Ontology annotation, cellular component: cytoplasm. Gene Ontology annotation, molecular function: glycogen phosphorylase activity; pyridoxal phosphate binding. The transcript has 17 exons.